AUGAUCCCGAUCCCGGUGGUGGUCUGCGUGCUGGGGGGCUGGUGCGUCAUUUACCUGGCGGACACGCUGCUGAGGUCAUCUAGCUCUCUGAAAGCAUCUUAUGAAGAUUGGCUGAUGUCAUAUGGACUGAGCAUCUCUCCUUUUCAUAUGCGAUGGCAAACUGCUCUCUUCAACCGUCUAUUCUACAGUUGGGGACGAUGGAAACCCAGAUUUCUUUAUCUAUGGUUCAGUAUAGGAAUGGUGUUUGGCAUAGUUGCCAUGUUUGGUUCUGUUGUUCUCCUUGGAAAGACACUGAUGCAGACACUGACGCUGAUGAUAACUGAGGCCCCCGCAGUCCAGAAUGAUCGUAUGUUGCAAGUCGUGGUGCCUGGUGUUAAUCUGCCCAUCAGCCAACUGACGUAUUUCUUCACUGCAAUCCUCAUCAGUGGUGUUAUACAUGAAGUCGGCCAUGGGGUGGCAGCUAUUCGAGAACAAGUACGGUUUAAUGGAUUUGGGAUUUUUAUCUUUAUUGUAUAUCCUGGAGCAUUUGUCGAUCUUUUUACCACCCACUUGCAACUUAUAUCUCCAGUUCAGCAGUUGAGAAUAUUUUGUGCAGGUGUCUGGCAUAAUUUUGUUCUUGGUGUUGCGAGUCUCAUAGUUCUGUUCCUGCUGCCAGCAAUUCUUUUCCCAUUUUACUACACAGGUGUUGGGGCACUUGUCACUGAGGUCACAGAGGAUUCUCCUGCCAAUGGACCUAGAGGUCUUUUUGUAGGGGACCUUGUAACUAAUCUGCAAGACUGCUCAGUUCGUGGUGUGGAAGACUGGAAUUCCUGCCUAGGAGAGAUCUCGCGGAAGACACAAAUUGGGUACUGCAUAAAUGCAGCAACCCUACAGCAGUUAAGCUUCCCAGCCAGGGUCUACAGAAGACUUGAUGGCACUGUUGAAUGUUGUAGUAACAGCAGCCUCACCGAUGUUUGCUUUUCAUACAGCAAUAACUUGGACAGCCACCUGUAUGCCUGUCUGCCAGCACGAAAAGCUAUUGAGGCCAGCCAAGUCUGUCGAACCAACAUGGAUUGCCAGAAGGAUUUUGUUCCAAGUUUGUGUGUGACACCUUCUUUAGAAAAUCAGACGAGACUAAUCAGAGUGAAACAUCCACCCCACGUUGACAUGUUGUUUGUAGGACACCCAAUGCAUCUUCAGUAUACAGUGAGCCUCAGCAGUUUUGUACCACGACAUAACUUUCUAAGCAUAGAUCUGCCUGUGGUGAUAGAGACAAUGUGCAAAUAUCUAAUUUCACUGUCAGGAGCCUUGGCAGUUAUCAAUGCAGUACCCUGCUUUGCACUGGAUGGUCAAUGGAUAUUAAACUCUUUCCUGGAAGCCACUCUUGCUUCACUGAUUGUAGAGAAACAAAACAGAGAGCUUGUUGGCUUUUUAAUCUUGCUUGCUGGCAGUGCACUUUUGGCUGCCAAUGUGGCACUGGGACUUUGGAUGGUGACAGCCCGAUAG
Emys orbicularis (European pond turtle) is the source of this 1485-nucleotide messenger RNA. RefSeq names its product membrane bound transcription factor peptidase, site 2 (gene MBTPS2). The record is from RefSeq and is a predicted model, not a curated record. Gene Ontology annotation, cellular component: membrane; cytoplasm. Bases 1 to 1485 code for a protein of 494 amino acids. Lineage: Eukaryota; Metazoa; Chordata; Testudines; Emydidae. Gene Ontology annotation, molecular function: protein binding; metalloendopeptidase activity. The transcript has 11 exons. Gene Ontology annotation, biological process: regulation of response to endoplasmic reticulum stress; membrane protein intracellular domain proteolysis.